CAAAACGUGUGGAUCAAGUGAAUAAUCCGUAGUUCUGUUGAUACGUAAGGCCAAGGGAUUAUGACUCCAGUACCCGCCCCAUCAGUGCCUAUUUUCCCGUGUUUUUUAUUCAUUUCCAUUCGUCUCAUAUGAUUUUUUUUGUGAUUUAAUGGGACUUGUACAUAUGACUAGGUGAGGAUUGACACAUCGCAUUGACAGGGGUGUAGCUUCGAGGACAAACGGCUAUGAUAAUCAAGAUAGAAGAUUGAGAAUACUCAUCGCUUCAUGUAUACAUGAAAUUGGAAUUAACGAGAAAAUGUUCACCGGGGGGACAAGAAUGUCCCCCGGGGUAUUACACGCAAAUGCCCUUUCUUAAUAAAUUGUGUCCCAAGUCGGACAUGAAAAAUCUUGGUACACGUUGGACUGGCCCCAACAUACCACGCACUGCCGCAGCGCGUACAUUACUGAUCGUCGCUAUUUCACCAAACAACAAGAAUUACGGGUGUUACAAAUAUAAUAUUAAAACAACAGUUAUAAAUGAUAAAUGGACAGAGGUGAAAAGACGGAGUGGUACGAGCGGCAAAUACACACGUGAUAAAAUAACGUGGAGAAAAUUGGUGAUAAAGCCGCACUUAUCCGUCCGAUCCUACAACAAUUAUUUGUACACACAAGCCCAUUCAAAAUUCAAGUAUCACAUUGACAGUGAUAUACGAUUAUAUCGAUUGAGAUUAACUAACUGUCAUCAACAAUUUAAUUGUACAUCAUCUGGAAAACACAGACGUCAUUUCAGGAAGUGUUAGCACCUACCGCAAGGAAGGUGCCUUGGUUGCGCGCAGCGUAGACAAUGUCCGACGAUUAUUCCUCCUUAUCAGAAGAACGAAGUUUGUUCCGUCCGUUCACGCGGGAAUCCCUGGCUGCUAUCGAGACUCGCAUUGCUGAAGAACUUGCCAAGCAGAAGGAGCUUGAAGCUAAAAGAGCACAAGGCGAGGGUGGUUAUGGACGGAAGAAAAAGAAAAAAGAAACCCGUUAUGACGACGAAGACGAGGAUGAGGGUCCACAGCCAGAUCCGAUGUUUGAACAAGGGGCGCCAAUUCCAGUCCGACUGCACAACGAAUUUCCCCCUGAGCUGGCCUCCACGCCCCUUGAGGACAUCGAUUCCUUUUAUCAUAAUCAAAGGACGUUCGUGGUCAUCAGCAAGGGGAAGGACAUAUUCAGAUUCUCGGCGACGGAUGCGCUAUGGUUCCUCGACCCAUUCAAUCCAAUACGACGGGUGGCCAUUUAUAUCCUGGUUCACCCGCUCUUUUCCCUAUUCAUCAUCACCACUAUUUUGGUUAACUGCAUACUCAUGAUUAUGCCAACCACGCCCACCAUCGAGUCAACCGAAGUGUUAUUUACGGGCAUCUACACAUUUGAGUCCGCCGUUAAGGUGAUGGCGAGGGGUUUCAUUCUGCAGCCUUUUACCUAUCUUAGAGAUGCAUGGAAUUGGCUCGACUUCGUAGUUAUAGCUUUAGCUUAUGUGACGAUGGGCAUAGAUCUAGGCAACCUUGCCGCUCUCAGGACAUUUCGAGUCCUCCGAGCCUUGAAGACUGUCGCUAUUGUACCAGGUCUCAAAACCAUUGUCGGCGCUGUGAUAGAGUCAGUUAAAAAUCUGCGCGAUGUGAUAAUCUUAACAAUGUUCUCCCUGUCCGUCUUUGCGUUGAUGGGCCUUCAGAUUUACAUGGGGGUUUUGACGCAAAAGUGUAUAAAGAAUUUUCCGGAGGACGGAUCGUGGGGCAAUCUUACUGGUGAGAAUUGGGAGAGAUUCAACAAAAAUUCAACAAAUUGGUACGUGGAUGACAACGGGAACAUGCCGUUAUGUGGGAAUUCCUCCGGUGCAGGCAUGUGUGCCCCCGGUUACGUGUGUUUGCAAGGCUACGGUGGCAAUCCAAACUACGGCUACACGAGUUUCGAUACAUUUGGCUGGGCCCUGCUAUCCGCCUUUCGUUUGAUGACCCAGGAUUACUGGGAGAAUCUCUACCAACUUGUGUUGAGAUCAGCUGGACCAUGGCACAUGCUGUUCUUCAUUGUUAUCAUUUUCCUUGGUUCAUUCUAUCUCGUGAAUUUGAUUCUCGCUAUUGUCGCCAUGUCGUACGAUGAGUUGCAGAAAAAGGCGGAAGAGGAAGAGGCGGCUGAGGAGGAAGCCAUAAGAGAAGCCGAGGAGGCAGCAUUGGCCCGAGAGAACAAAAUAGCGGCGCAGGCAGCCGCGAGAGAAGCCGCGGCUGCCCAAGCUGCGGCUGACGCCAUUGUUAAGUCACCAUCGGACUUCUCAUGCCACAGUUACGAGCUAUUUGUUGGCCAGGAGAAGGGUAAUGACGACAACAACAAGGAGAGAAUGAGCAUACGCUCGGUCGAAUCCAUAAGCGAGUAUCGAGUCAGGCCCAUCAACAACAAUCACAGCGCCGCAGCCAAAGUUCGUAAAGUCAGCGCUGUCUCUCGCGCCCCUAACGGCCAGUUUACUUGUGCCUACCGGGAAAAUCUGAGGAAGGCAAGCCUUAGCCUGCCAGGCUCACCAUUCAAUCUCCGAAGAGGUAGUCGUGGAAGCCAUCAAUUCACAAUUCGCAAUGGCCGCGGUAGAUUCGUUGGAUCAUCAGGUGGGGAUAGAAAGCCACUUGUACUGUCUACAUACCUAGAUGCCCAAGAACACUUGCCUUAUGCAGACGAUUCAAAUGCUGUCACACCAAUGUCCGAGGAGAAUGGAACGAUCGUUAUACCGGUCCAUUAUCCAAGUCUUGGAUCACGUCAUUCGUCCUACACAUCGCAUGCCUCAAGAUUAUCAUAUACGUCCCAUGGCGAUCUGUUGAGCGGUAUCGCCAAUGCUGGUAAACAAAUGACCAAGGAGAGCAGACUUAGGAGUAGAUCUGCUAGACAGGGCAAUGGUCAUACACCCGAGCCAAUGCAGAAUCAGAAGUUGCAGCAUCAUCAUGAUGUGGACAUGGAAGAUCCAUUGGGUAAGAACAAACAGCAAGACAACCCAUUUAUCGAGUCUUCUCAGCCGCACGCCGUUGUCGACAUGAAAGAUGUUAUGGUCUUGAAUGAUAUUAUUGAACAAGCCGCUGGGCGGCAGAGCAGAGCAUCCGAACAAGGAGUUUCUACUUAUUACUUUCCGACAGACGACGACGAAGAAGGUCCAACAUUGAAGGAGAAGUUGAUAUCAGGGUUUUUACAAGGAAUCGAUAUGUUUUGUGACUGGAAGUGCUGUGGACCAUGGAUCAAAUUUCAGGACUUUGUUUCAAUGAUUGUCUUCGAUCCAUUUGUAGAAUUGUUCAUUACACUCUGCAUCGUAGUUAAUACUCUGUUCAUGGCACUUGAUCACCACAAUAUGGAUCCGGAGAUGGAGAGAAUACUUAAAUCUGGAAAUUACUUUUUUACCGCAACAUUUGGCAUCGAAGCAGCCAUGAAACUUAUAGCUAUGAGUCCAAAAUUUUAUUUCCAAGAGGGAUGGAAUAUUUUUGAUUUUAUUAUCGUUGCACUUUCGCUACUGGAGUUGGGCCUCGAGGGAGUUCAAGGACUUUCUGUACUGCGUUCAUUCAGAUUGUUGCGAGUGUUCAAAUUAGCUAAAUCAUGGCCAACGUUAAAUCUGUUGAUAUCAAUUAUGGGAAGAACUGUGGGUGCAUUGGGUAACCUGACAUUUGUGCUGUGCAUUAUUAUAUUCAUAUUUGCCGUUAUGGGAAUGCAAUUGUUUGGUAAAAAUUAUACGGACAAUGUUGAUCGAUUUCCCGAUGGAGAUUUACCGAGGUGGAAUUUUACGGAUUUCAUGCACUCGUUUAUGAUUGUAUUUCGAGUUUUGUGCGGUGAGUGGAUCGAGUCUAUGUGGGAUUGUAUGCUGGUUGGUGAUGUCUCCUGUAUUCCGUUCUUUUUGGCCACUGUUGUCAUCGGAAAUUUGGUCGUCCUCAAUCUCUUCUUGGCGUUGCUCUUGAGCAACUUCGGUUCAUCGAAUCUGUCAGCACCAACUGCCGACAAUGACACGAAUAAAAUAACCGAGGCAAUUGACAGGAUAGCACGUUUUAUAGCAUGGGUCAAACGUAACGUUCGGAAUGUGUUCAAAAUGAUGCGGGCCAAAUUCACCAAUCAGAUAUCCGAUCAGGCGCCAGGUGAGGGACCGUCCAACAGUUGGAAAGAAGAUGGAAUUGAUCGUGACUGCAGUCGGGAUCUUGCUGAUGGUGAACUGGAUGGAUACAGAGAUAAGAAAAGUGCUAAAGAAUUCAAUAAUCAGUUGGAAGUUGCUAUUGGAGAUGGAAUGGAAUUUACGAUACACGGAGAUCUGAGAAAUAAAUUGAGAAGGGACAGAGUGAGUAUAAAUAACACGAAAGCUAUCGGGAACUCGAUAAACCAUCGAGAUUACCGACUCGAUCAUGACUAUAUUACUCAUCACGAUGAGGACACGAUCAGCAACAAAUCAUACGGUAGCCAUGAGAAUCGUUUCAACAGUGAGAGAAGUCACAAAGGAAGUGUGGAUUCUCUGGACGGAGAGGAGAAGAAGGACGCCAGCAAAGAAGACCUCGAGGGAGACGAUCUAGAAGACGACGGUGAGAACGGCGAAGACGAAGAGCUGGAGGAGGAGGGUGACAUCGUCAUCCACGCUGACGAGGACAUAAUCGAGGGCGAUGGAGACUAUCCCCACGAUUGCUGUCCCGAUCAUUGCUACAAGAGGUUUCCAUUCCUCGCUGGCGAUGACGACGCACCCUUCUGGCAGGGCUGGGCCAAUCUUCGUCUCAAGACAUUUCAACUCAUUGAGAACAAGUACUUCGAGACUGCUGUUAUCACCAUGAUUUUGCUCAGCAGUAUGGCAUUGGCCCUCGAGGAUGUUCAUCUACAAUCGAGACCAAUUCUUCAAGACAUCCUGUACUACAUGGACCGUAUCUUCACUGUCAUAUUCUUCCUGGAAAUGUUGAUCAAGUGGUUGGCGCUUGGAUUCGCCAAGUACUUCACGAAUGCCUGGUGUUGGCUCGAUUUCAUCAUUGUAAUGGUGUCGCUCAUUAACUUCGUAGCGUCGCUAUGUGGCGCGGGCGGAAUUCAAGCCUUCAAAACAAUGAGGACCCUAAGGGCCCUAAGGCCACUCAGGGCGAUGUCUAGAAUGCAGGGGAUGCGGGUGGUGGUGAACGCUCUGGUCCAGGCUAUCCCGUCCAUCUUCAACGUACUGCUGGUCUGUCUGAUAUUCUGGCUGAUCUUUGCAAUCAUGGGAGUACAGCUGUUUGCUGGGAAGUACUACAAGUGCGUUGACAUGAACAAGACAACUCUCAGUCAUGAAAUCAUUCCCGAUCGUAAUGCUUGUAUCGCCGAGAACUACACGUGGGAAAAUUCACCAAUGAACUUCGAUCAUGUCGGCAAAGCUUACUUGUGUCUAUUUCAAGUCGCUACCUUCAAAGGGUGGAUUCAGAUAAUGAACGAUGCCAUUGACUCCAGAGACCUUGGAAAACAACCGAUCCGCGAGACAAACAUUUACAUGUAUCUCUACUUUGUAUUCUUCAUUAUAUUCGGAUCAUUUUUUACCCUGAAUCUGUUUAUCGGAGUCAUCAUUGAUAAUUUCAAUGAGCAAAAGAAGAAAGCGGGUGGCUCACUCGAGAUGUUCAUGACUGAGGAUCAGAAGAAGUACUACAAUGCUAUGAAAAAAAUGGGGAGUAAAAAACCUCUUAAGGCUAUACCACGACCAAGGUGGAGACCCCAAGCGAUAGUGUUUGAAAUAGUGACGGACAAGAAGUUCGAUAUGAUAAUCAUGUUGUUCAUUGGUCUCAACAUGCUGACAAUGACACUAGAUCACUAUCAACAGACAGAAACAUUCAGCAAUGUGCUUGAUUACUUAAACAUGAUAUUCAUUGUGAUAUUCACCAGCGAGUGUUUGAUGAAGAUAUUUGCUCUACGCUAUCACUACUUCAAGGAGCCCUGGAAUCUCUUUGAUUUUGUUGUUGUUAUAUUAUCAAUAUUAGGAUUGGUGCUGAGUGACAUUAUUGAAAAGUACUUUGUAUCACCUACACUGCUGCGAGUGGUGAGAGUAGCCAAAGUGGGUCGUGUACUCCGUCUUGUCAAGGGUGCUAAGGGCAUAAGGACACUACUAUUUGCCCUUGCCAUGUCUCUGCCAGCUCUAUUCAACAUUUGCCUCCUGCUUUUCCUUGUUAUGUUUAUCUUUGCCAUAUUUGGCAUGUCAUUCUUCAUGCACGUUAAGGAUAAAAGUGGUCUUGAUGACGUGUAUAAUUUCAAAACUUUUGGACAGUCGAUGAUACUGUUGUUUCAAAUGUCGACAUCAGCCGGUUGGGACGGCGUGCUAGACGGUAUAAUAAACGAAGAGGACUGCCUCCAGCCGAACAAUGAAAUAGGCUAUCCCGGCAAUUGUGGAUCCUCAACAAUUGGAAUUGCAUACCUGCUAUCGUAUCUCGUCAUCAGCUUCCUAAUCGUCAUCAACAUGUAUAUCGCAGUGAUAUUAGAGAAUUACUCACAAGCGACCGAAGAUGUGCAGGAGGGAUUGACCGAUGAUGACUACGAUAUGUACUAUGAAAUAUGGCAGCAAUUCGAUCCAGAUGGUACACAGUACAUUAGAUACGACCAGCUCUCCGAUUUCUUGGAUGUACUUGAGCCACCCUUGCAAAUACACAAACCGAACAAGUACAAGAUCGUGUCGAUGGAUAUCCCCAUAUGUAAGGGUGAUCUUAUGUUUUGCGUGGAUAUCCUCGAUGCCCUCACCAAAGACUUUUUCGCUAGAAAGGGUAAUCCUAUUGAGGAAACUGGAGAGUUGGCCGAAGUACAGACACGACCUGGUGAGGUUGGUUAUGAGCCAGUAUCAUCGACAUUGUGGCGACAGAGGGAGGAAUAUUGUGCACGUCUCAUUCAAAAUGCAUGGCGCAAGCACAAGCAAAAUCGUCUUGGUGGACCAAGUGAGGAGAGCGAUGAUCCUGACACUGAUCCAAGGGUCAGACAAACAGCUGUACUAGUUGAGAGUGAUGGGUUUAUCACUAAAAAUGGACAUCGUGUUGUUAUACAUAGCCGUUCACCAAGUGUAACAUCGCGCACUGCGGACGUCUGAUCUCAGCUCGAAACUCCAACGACGAAUCAUUUGAAAAAGUAAUUAUCAUCGGACGAUGAAGUACUCAAAACUACAUGAAAAAAAAUAUACUUCAAACUGCAGCCGUUUAUUAAAGAGAAUAAUAACUAAUUAUAAUUAAUGAUAAAUGAGAUAAUCCUCACCCCCCCGGCCCCCCCGGAUUUAUCACUGCGCUCUUCUCUCAUUCGCCACCAUGACUUUGCUAAAAAUCCUUUGAAACAAAUGAAUAUAUCGUGUGCUAUUUAACUAAUCAACAGCCUUAUAGUUUUGUAAAACGAUAUUUGAGACAAAAUGACAGACGAAAAUGAAGAUUAAGAAGAAAAAAAAACAUCGUUAAUCAUUAAUUCCUCCAACGAGUUGCCUUUUUCAAAUCGGACUGCACCAUUUUAAUAUUAAUGAAAACUUAAUUAAAACAACAUUUAAUGAUAAUGAUGAAACGUCGUUGGGAUAGUUUCGAUCGAAAAAAAAAUAAUGAUGAAUAAUACUGAAGACUCUAUUGAGAUUCGUCCAUUUAAAUUAUUUCAUUGAAUAAUAAAUCAAUUAAAUUAAUGAAAUAUCGAGCACGCCUCGACGCCGGCCCGCGGAUUGUCCACUUGAUAUUAAUAAUUUAAUGACUCUCAAUGAUUCCCAAGACCCCGUUCCCACUCCCUCGCUUGCUUAAAACGCUCUUAAGAUCCCUUAACAAUUUUCCCCCCAUCCCCAUUUUUAUCUAAUUAAAACAACAUAAAACAUCCGGAGUAUAAGUGAUUUUUCUCGGUGAAACAAAGAGAAAAAAAAAUUUCAUGAAAAAAAUGUUCAACCGCGUUAUGUCGCUGAAAUUCAUCAGACAUUUGGCUAUUGGAUUCGCUUCCCCCCCGAUUCCCAAAUUAUGAAUUCAAUGGCCAAUGAAUGAGUGAAUUGAACUGAUAAAUAUGUUUUAAUAUAAAUGUGCAACGUGCGCGAUUAACAUAACAGUGUCCAAAUGAAAAAAAAAAAAUUAUCAUCAAUCAUCGGUUAUUUUUUACAUCAGUGAAGAUAUAUUGAAGAGUUUCGAUGAAAUGUGUUUGAUUAACACGAUUGGUUACAACGAGCACAGACACAUUUACACACGAGGAGGAUUAAUGAUAAUGAACACGUACCCACUGCAUCAUCAAUUAUUAUGAGGCCGGAUUAACUUAUGAUAAAUUAGUAAUGGCUGUUUUCGAUUUAUUUCAAUCGGUUGACGAUUAUUAUUGUAAUUACGAGGUAGACGACGCCGCUUUGUCUAAUAUUUUUUACAUUUAUUGUUAUUAUUAUUAUUACUAUUCUAUUGAUUGUUUUGAUUAUCAAUAAAGCGAAGGGUAAUUCACGUA
Diachasma alloeum is the source of this 8382-nucleotide messenger RNA. RefSeq names its product sodium channel protein para (gene para). Bases 824 to 7033 code for a protein of 2069 amino acids. The transcript is spliced from 33 exons. Lineage: Eukaryota; Metazoa; Arthropoda; Insecta; Hymenoptera; Braconidae. Gene Ontology annotation, cellular component: plasma membrane; voltage-gated sodium channel complex. Gene Ontology annotation, molecular function: calcium ion binding; voltage-gated sodium channel activity. The record is from RefSeq and is a predicted model, not a curated record. Gene Ontology annotation, biological process: neuronal action potential; membrane depolarization during action potential; sodium ion transmembrane transport.